AUGGCAAUCCCAGGCACACCUUACAGGAUGAAUGAGGAAAUAAUAGACACCAGCCAUGAGGAAAAAGGUUUGGGGGUGAUGGUAGAUGAAAAACUCACCAUGAGCUGUCAGUGUGUACUCUCAGCCCAGAAAACUAAUCGAAUCCUGGGCUGCAUCAAAAGGUUUGUGGCCAACAGGUCAAAGAACGUGAUUCUGCCCCUCUGCUCUCCUAAAUUAGGUUUCUAUCAAAACCCAAGGCUAAAGAUUUUCAGAUCCCAAAAUGUCCUUAAAAUCACACCAAAUUAUAAACUGGGCCUUACAGGUUUUUUAAGUACUGGGGACCAAGCUGCAAAAGGCAAUUACGGAUUGCUUGACCAAAUCCAAGCGUUACGUUGGAUUGAAGAAAAUAUUGGAUCUUUUGGAGGAGACCCAAAAAGAGUUACUAUUUUUGGAUCUGGGGCAGGAGCUUCCUGUGUCAGUCUCCUGACACUCUCCCACUAUUCAGAAGGCUUGUUCCAAAAGGCAAUCAUACAGAGUGGAACAGCCCUGUCCAGCUGGGCAGUGAACUAUCAGCCUGCCAAGUACACUCGGAUAUUGGCAGAUAAAGUGGGCUGUGACAUGCUGGAUACCACUGAUUUGGUUGAAUGUCUUCGGAAUAAGAAUUACAAAGAACUCAUUCAACAGACCAUCACUCCAGCCACGUACCAUAUUGCCUUUGGGCCUGUGAUAGAUGGAGAUGUGAUUCCAGAUGACCCUCAGAUUCUCAUGGAGCAAGGGGAAUUCCUUAACUAUGAUAUAAUGCUGGGCGUGAAUCAAGGGGAAGGUUUAAAAUUUGUGGAUGGCAUUGUCGACAAUGAAGAUGGUGUUUCCCCCAAUGAUUUUGACUUUUCUGUCUCCAAUUUUGUGGACAAUCUGUAUGGUUAUCCAGAAGGGAAGGAUACACUGCGAGAGACCAUUAAAUUCAUGUACACCGACUGGGCAGACAAAGAAAACCCUGAAACGAGACGGAAGACCCUGGUUGCUCUUUUCACAGACCACCAGUGGGUUGCUCCAGCUGUUGCUACUGCUGACCUGCAUGCCCAGUAUGGAUCUCCAACGUAUUUCUAUGCAUUUUAUCACCAUUGCCAAAGUGAAAUGAAACCCAGCUGGGCUGAUUCAGCUCAUGGUGAUGAAGUCCCUUACGUGUUUGGGAUUCCUAUGAUUGGUCCCACAGAACUGUUCAACUGCAACUUUUCCAAGAAUGAUGUCAUGCUCAGUGCAGUGGUUAUGACAUACUGGACUAACUUUGCCAAAACUGGAGAUCCAAACCAGCCUGUUCCACAGGAUACAAAGUUCAUCCACACAAAACCCAACCGCUUUGAAGAAGUGGCCUGGUCCAAAUACAAUCCUAAAGACCAACUUUAUCUGCACAUUGGCCUGAAACCCCGAGUUCGUGAUCACUACAGAGCAACAAAGGUUGCUUUCUGGUUGGAGUUAGUACCACACCUUCACAACCUGAAUGAAAUCUUUCAGUAUGUUUCUACAACAACUAAAGUCCCCCCUCCCGACAUGACCUCGUUUCCUUACGUGACGAGACGUUCUCCUGGAAAAUUGUGGCCAGCCACUAAACGCCCAGCGAUGACACCUGCCAACAAUCCCAAACAUUCAAAAGACACUCAUAAAACAGCUCCAGAGGAUACGACAGUUCUGAUAGAAAACAAGCGAGAUUACUCCACAGAGCUGAGUGUCACCAUUGCUGUGGGAGCAUCUCUGCUGUUCCUCAAUAUUUUAGCUUUUGCUGCAUUAUAUUACAAGAAGGACAAGCGGCGUCACGAGACUCACAGACGCCCGAGCCCUCAGAGGAACACAACCAAUGAUAUAGCACACAUACAAAACGAAGAGAUCAUGUCAUUGCAGAUGAAACAGCUAGAACAUGACCACGAGUGUGAAUCACUGCAGGCUCACGACACACUGAGACUAACCUGUCCACCUGACUACACCCUUACUUUGAGAAGGUCCCCAGAUGACAUCCCUCUAAUGACACCCAACACCAUAACCAUGAUUCCAAAUACAUUAACAGGAAUGCAGCCUUUGCAUACUUUCAACACCUUCAGUGGAGGACAAAACAGUACAAAUUUGCCCCAUGGACAUUCAACCACUAGAGUAUAGCUCAGCCCUUCCCUGUCUGCCCUCACAAGCCACUUGGAAGAAAGAAAAAAAAAAGGAAAAAAAAAGAGAAAAAAAAAAAGAAGAGGAAAACGUUAUAAUACCAUCUAUUGAACACCUUGUCAAAAUCUAAAGUAAAAAUAUCUAAAAGAGAAGGACAGUUAUUAUUUUCUUACUGAUCCUUCCCACAGAAACUCACUGAUAUUUAAGAUCAACUACAAACCCUGUGAAAUGUGAAAAGUGUACAUUGCUGUUGCGAUACUGCUUUAAGAUCUCAGCCACUUUGAUUGAAAGUUGAGGCCAGAAGAAGUCAUUUAAAAUGUGUUUUGAGUGUAACAAGCAAAGCAGAGUCUUCUGGAACACA
Acanthisitta chloris (rifleman) is the source of this 2488-nucleotide messenger RNA. RefSeq names its product neuroligin-4, X-linked-like. Gene Ontology annotation, molecular function: neurexin family protein binding; signaling receptor activity. Gene Ontology annotation, biological process: presynaptic membrane assembly; postsynaptic membrane assembly; chemical synaptic transmission. Bases 1 to 2127 code for a protein of 708 amino acids. The record is from RefSeq and is a predicted model, not a curated record. NCBI's taxonomy places the organism in Eukaryota, Metazoa, Chordata, Aves, Passeriformes, Acanthisittidae. The transcript has 5 exons. Gene Ontology annotation, cellular component: cell surface; postsynaptic specialization membrane; synapse.